This is a messenger RNA of Xenopus laevis (African clawed frog), 1111 nucleotides long. RefSeq names its product very-long-chain 3-oxoacyl-CoA reductase-B. The transcript is spliced from 11 exons. Lineage: Eukaryota; Metazoa; Chordata; Amphibia; Anura; Pipidae. The record is from RefSeq and is a predicted model, not a curated record. The coding region runs from base 4 to 969 and encodes 321 amino acids.
AACAUGGCUGUGCAGGAGGAAAUCUGCCUCUCCCAGGGCUUUGCACUCAUUGGAAUGAUCACCGUGGGCUACCUGUCCAUUACCUGGGGCUGGAGCAUUCUCUGUGGCUUCAGAGCCCACUUUCUCUCCCACUGGUGGAAGCCCAACCUUAGGAAGUAUGGAACCUGGGCAGUGGUGACAGGAGCAACUGAUGGGAUUGGCAAAUCAUAUGCAGAAGAGUUGGCGCGGAGGGGAUUUGACAUUGUGCUCAUCAGCCGGAGCCUGGAGAAACUGCAGAGAGUGGCAGAAGGGAUAGAACAGAAGAGCGGGCGCAAGACCAAGAUAAUCCAGGCCGACUUCACAGGAGAUGUUGGGAUCUACACACCCAUAGAGGAAGGUCUAAAGGGACUGGAUAUAGGAAUCCUAGUAAAUAAUGUUGGGAUGAAAUAUACUGAUAAUUCAGCCAGAUUCCUUGAUGUUCCCAAUGUUAAACAGCGGGUAAUAGAGGUCAUCAACUGCAAUGUCUUGUCCGUACUGCAAAUGACCAACAUUGUGCUUCCAGACAUGCUGAAGAAGAAGAAAGGUCUUAUCAUUAAUAUCGCCUCUGAAGCUGGGACUCAUCCAUUCCCCAUGGUUGCAGUGUACAGUUCCACUAAGGCCUUUGUGGAUUACUUCUCUCGAUCCCUGCAAACAGAAUAUUGUUCCCAAGGUAUCACAGUCCAGUCCGUCUUGCCGCUCUUGGUUUCCACCAAUAUGACAUUUGGGAUUAAAAGUAAUAUAUUUGUAAAGACCUCAGACAGCUAUGUCUAUGAUGCAUUGAACACAGUAGGAGUCACCACCCGUACUCAUGGCUGCCUCUCCCAUGAUCUUCAGCAUUUCUUCUUCCAUCUUUUUAUCUCAGAUUUUACCCUCCGCUCAAACGGCAUCAUUUUCCUUGUGUCGAGAGCUAUAAAGACACUAAUGAAUAUGGGAACCAUGAAGAAAGACUAGAUGCGUCUGCGUUGUCUUUUUUAUCCAGCAAUAAGAACUAAAACAAAAUAUAUAAGUCUUUAGAAAAAUAGGUCAAGGUGCAAAAUGUGUAUUGAUGGGGUUAAUUAUUUUUUAAAAAUAAAAGGUUUCUAUGAUCAGUGAA